Molecule: messenger RNA, 1401 nt
Organism: Ornithodoros turicata
Lineage: Eukaryota; Metazoa; Arthropoda; Arachnida; Ixodida; Argasidae
Gene: TRAM
Product: translocating chain-associated membrane protein 1-like
Exons: 11
Coding region: 63-1244 (393 amino acids)
Biological process (GO): protein insertion into ER membrane; SRP-dependent cotranslational protein targeting to membrane, translocation
Cellular component (GO): endoplasmic reticulum membrane
Source: RefSeq, a predicted model, not a curated record
UUUUCAUGUUUACGGUUUCCUUUUAGCCUCUGCUGUCGGUGUAGUGAGGCACGGUAUACGAGAUGGGUCUGAAGCGUCGUACUGGAAACAAGACACCACCUAUUUUCAGCCACGAAUUUGUGAUACAAAAUCAUGCGGACAUUGUAUCAUGUGUUGCAAUGGUUUUUGUGGUUGGCCUCCUUUUUCAGGUGUCAGCACCCUAUGCAUCUGUAUUUGUAGCCCUGCAUCACAACCUUACAGAUGGCACAUUUCAAGGCCCAGAGACUCCAACAGUUGUCCACUACACAUAUGGUGUAAAGGAUGUCUUUCUGACAUUUUUCUACUUUCUCAUUGCCAUCGUCAUGCACGCUGUCAUUCAGGAAUACCUACUAGAUAAACUUAACCGUAAGAUGCACUUGUCUAAAGUGAAGCACAGCAAGUUCAAUGAGUCUGGUCAGCUACUCAUCUUCUAUUUGGUCUCGCUCACCUGGGGCAUCGACAUCAUUCGCAGAGAGGGAUUUCUGCUCAACAUAAGCAGGCUGUGGGAAGACUAUCCCCACAAUGAGAUGACGUUCAUGUUCAAGUUCUAUUUCAUCGUGCAGUUGUCCUACUGGCUGCACUGCUUCCCAGAACUUUACUUCCAGAAAACCAAAAAGGAUGAAAUGUCUUCUCGUAUCUGCUAUGCUACUCUCUACUUUCUCUUCUUUGCUGCCGCCUAUGUACUCAACUUCACUCGUAUUGCCAUCUGCCUGUCCGUGCUCCACUACUUGGUUGAGAGCGUCUUCCAUGUAUCAAGACUACUCCAUUUCGCAGACAAAGUGAAGGCUGCAUCAUACGGAUUCACCUUGUGGAAUGCUCUCUUCGUGUUCAUUCGACUAGUGUCCAUCACUCUUACUGUCUUCACUUUCUGGUAUGGCUUGGCCCAAAAUGAGAUGUCUGUGCCUGUGGGUAUCAGCACUGGAAACUUCAACACAAAUGUUGUCAGGAUGAACUGUAUUGUGGCGAUGUGUCUGCUACAAGCAUGGAUGAUGUGGAACUUUGUCAACUUCCACCUAAGGCGUAUGCGUGAGCGCUCAGCUGCCCGUCAAGCAGCCCAGGCCAAACGGCGUGUGGUGGGACCUGCACGCAAGGAACGCAAGCCCAAGAAGGAGGACUUGAAACGUCAGCAAGAUGAAGAUGUCAGUGAGCUUCCAGAAGUGGACCAGAAUGCAAAGAAGGAUCAACGGGCACGCUAUCCAGCCAGUCCUAAAGUUAAAAAGGCUUGAUCUGUGUCAUCAGGAGCAGACAUUGGGCAGCAGAUGUUUCUAAAGAAAAAAAACAUUUUGUUUUGUUAAAUUGUGCUCACAUAUUGAACGGGAGUGGGAACAGUGUUUCUUUUUUUUAAAUAAAUGAUUUUUUUUUUUUCCAAGUUAUGAUUGGAAA